Molecule: messenger RNA, 1420 nt
Organism: Calypte anna (Anna's hummingbird)
Lineage: Eukaryota; Metazoa; Chordata; Aves; Apodiformes; Trochilidae
Product: surfeit locus protein 1
Exons: 9
Coding region: 60-968 (302 amino acids)
Biological process (GO): mitochondrial respiratory chain complex IV assembly
Cellular component (GO): membrane; mitochondrion
Source: RefSeq, a predicted model, not a curated record
CAUCGAGAGGGGCGGCUAGAGCGGGUCCUGCCUGCCGUGGCGCGGGGGACGGCGUUGCCAUGGCGACCUGGAGGCUGCUGCGGGAGCGGCCGUGCCGGGUGUCACACUGCUUGAUCAGAAGAGCCCUUUUUGGGUAUCCCCUGACUAGAGCAGGUUCUGGUCUGGCCCAGCAGAGUAAAGACGUUUGUUUGAGGUUCUGCAGACCACAAAGUUCUACAGCAGCUGCUGACACAUCUGGAGAGGACGUUGUGCUCAAAUGGGGCCUUUUCCUGGUCCCUCUGACUGCAUUCUGCCUUGGCACGUGGCAGGUUCAGCGGCGAAAGUGGAAAUUGGAUUUGAUUGCACAGCUGGCAUCAAGAAUUACAUCAGAGCCCAUCCCUCUGACCUUAGACCCCAUGGAACUGAAGGAACUGGAGUACAGACCUGUCACAGUCAGAGGGCAUUUUGAUCACUCCAAGGAGCUCUAUAUUUUGCCACGCUCACUCGUGGACCCCGAGCGAGAAGCCAGAGAAGCUGGGAGGCUGACAUCCCACCCCGAAAAUGGAGCAAAUGUCAUUACCCCUUUCUACUGCACAGACCUAGGGGUCACAAUUUUAGUCAACCGAGGAUUUGUGCCCAAGAAGAAGCUGAAACCCGAGACCCGGCUGAAGGGACAGAUUGAAGAUGAGAUUGAUCUCACUGGGGUGGUGAGGUUAUCAGAAACCCGGAAACCUUUUGUGCCUGAGAACAACAUUGAGAAAAACCGCUGGCACUACCGGGACCUGGAGGCCAUGGCCAAGGUGACUGGUGCUGAGCCCAUCUUCCUGGAUGCAGAUUUCAGAAGCACAGUCCCAGGGGGACCCAUCGGAGGGCAGACCAGAGUGAGCCUGAGGAACGAGCACAUGCAGUACAUUGUCACCUGGUAUGGCUUAUGUGCUGCAACUUCAUUCCUGUGGUACAGGAAGUUUAUACAGAAGCUGCCUCUGUGACUGAAAGGCUCAUCUCUGAUCUGUGCUGUCAGGAGCAGACUCAUCACUCCCGAGUAACUGAAGCACCCAAAGUCUCAGGGCCCCACAUUCAGUCAGCUCCUGCAGCUGUCAAGCUGUGGAUGCUUUCAACAACUGAUGCAGACUCAGCUCCCACCCGUGUGAUCUGCUGCAGAGUGGAAGCCUUGAACCUCAACACUCAAGUGACUGUAGAGCCUCCCAGUGAAGUCAGUUAAUGCAGGAAACUCAAGGUUACAUUUUGCUACUGUGGUCGAUUGCAAGCUACAAAGCUUUGACUUCUCCACUGCUGUAUUUUUCUGAAAACCAGGUAAAGACCAGGGAUUUUGUGAUUCAAAGUUUCUUUGCACUGUGUAGUCACUCCUGGAAUCAGGAGUUGCACAGCAGUUGCACUGGAAUAAAUGAAGAGGGCCUCCAGGAGCUUUCCUUGUGACUUG